CGUAAAUAAAAUUGUAAGGCAAGACUAACCGAGUAUUUAUGUCAGCUGUGUUAGCGUUUAUCAAUUAGUUUUGCCUGUACUUCCGGUCAGCCAUAACACGCUGUAUUCGCAAGAUUGAGGCAACGUAAAGCGAACCUGAGUGAUAUUUACAAUUUAGAAACAGCUCGGGAGGAUCUGAAAGGAAGUUUUCCUGUUAACGAAAAGCUGAUUUCAAAGAAAGAUGUCUACACUGUUCUAUGUUUAUAUACUGUGAGAGAAAAAAAAAAAUUAAAUUUAAAUAUUGAAAAUGAAAAAUGGAGCUUCCUUGAGACCAAUUUCUCUUCCUUGGCAAAAAAAUAAAGAAAGGAUGAAUAUAUUAUAUCAUUGUGAUUGCUGAUGUGAAUCGAUGAGAAAAUAUAUCAAGAUGAUGGAGGACAUGAUAGAUACACGGGAGAGACCGUUUCACUGUGAUAUUUGUGAUAAAAGAUUUUUACGGAUAACUCAUUUGACUGAACAUAUACGGACUCACACGGGAGCAAAACCAUACAGCUGUGAGGUUUGUGGGAAAGGGUUUUUAUAUAUUUCACACUUAACCGAACAUAUUCGAACUCACACAGGAGAUAAAUCGUUCUCUUGUGAAAUUUGUGGGAAGGCUUUUGCAAGGAAAGAUUGUCUACGUAAUCACAAGGCAACUCACUCCAAUGAGAAACCACACCACUGUGAAAUUUGUGGUAAAGCAUUCACAAAGAAAUAUUACCUACGUAACCAUCAAGCAAUCCACAGUGUAGAAAAGACACACUAUUGUGAAAUCUGUGGUAAAGCAUUCACAUGUAGAGGCUACCUUUCAAAACAUAAACUGGUUCACACAGGACAGAGACCUUAUAAGUGUGACACAUGUGGUAAAGAAUUCUUACAAAACGCUAAUUUAAAAACCCAUAAAUUAACUCAUACAGGUGUAAAGCCCUAUCCCUGUGAAACCUGUACUAAAACGUUUUCAUCAAAAAGUGACUUAAAAAAGCAUGAAUUGGUUCAUACAGGAGAGAAACCAUUCCACUGUGAAAUCUGUGGAAAAGCAUUUUCAAUUAAAAGUAAUCUGAAGAAACAUAAAUUUAUUCAUAUUAAAGAAACUUUGGCACAGUAACGAUUGUGGAAAACUCACCAGUGUGAUAUAUGCUAUAACAGAUACCAUGUAAUGUGUUAUGUAGGAUAACAUACUGUAUAGUGUGUGUUAAGAGAGAAUAGACAGUAUAUAUUAUGCUAUAUAGUAUACUGUGUAGUUUGCUAUAUGAGCUGAUAGACACUAUAUAUUAUAUAACAAUUACUAUGUAGUGUGUUAUUAUGACAUCAUAUAUACUAUGUAGUGUGCUAUAUGAUAUAGAUACUACAUAGUAAGUUAUAUAGAAUGACAGAUACUAUACUGUAUGUUAUAUGAAAUAACAUAGAAUGUGUCAUGUGGGAUAACACACUAUGUAGUGUGCAUGGUGUGUUAUAUGGAAUAAUUGAGAUUAGACUGAAUAAGGUGGGGUUUUUUUUUUUGGUGGGGGUUUCUGAAUUUUGCCCAAAAUGUUAAAACAGCAAAGUGUAAAAGAAUUACUUUUAACAACUCAGGACCUUGAUAGCCAAUGUUUGGUUGACUGAAAAUGGAAAAUAUUGAAAUUAUAUUUCAAAUAGUUUUCUGUAAUAUUUUGUUUAGCAGGAAUAUUGUUGAAGAUCCAGGAUUCAGUUCAAAAUUCAUUUCAGAAGGGAAAUAGAAAAAUUGUUUCAGGUAGUUAUGAAUGAGACAAACGCGAAACUAAAUGUAACCUCCACACAUACUAGACGUUUUGUAAAGGAAGCGCCUGAAUAGAUUUGAUUUAUCAUUUGGUUGUGAAAUCCUAAAAUACAACUAGAACAGCCAUUACAAAGUAUUAAUCAUAGAUAUUGUUAAUAACUCUUAUUAUAUCUUAUGAAUUACAAAUGCAUUUCAGGAGUUAAAAUAACGCGUUACCAAAGUAGAUUUUACAAAAAAGAAUCUGACUCGCAUUCUGCUUUUUUUUCUUUUUUUUUUUUUUGUUGCUCUUAGCAGACUGUGUCUGCUAAAAUUUGGAUUCAUUUACUCAAAUUUACAACUGUUUUGAAAUGCAAUUUUAGGGAGAUUUUUUUGUCCUUGAAAUUUUAAUCAAAGUGUUGUUCCACAGACAAAUGCAGCAUGGAAGACUCAUAUUAGCCAUUCACAAAACACACAAAAUCUAUUAACUUCACUUAGACAUUUAUUAUUUAGUGUCAAAAUUGUCACUAUGUGUUUUUGGAUGGUCAGUAUGUGCCUUUGACACUAUAAUUGCUUUGGUUUCAACACAGUCUCAGAUCAAAUCACUUGCCGAACAAAUUCAUCCCCAAGAUUAUUUUAAAGAAGUUUUGAUCAACUCAUCAUCAUCAU
Octopus sinensis (East Asian common octopus) is the source of this 2395-nucleotide messenger RNA. RefSeq names its product zinc finger protein 100-like. Gene Ontology annotation, biological process: regulation of transcription by RNA polymerase II; central nervous system development. Bases 386 to 1120 code for a protein of 244 amino acids. Gene Ontology annotation, molecular function: RNA polymerase II cis-regulatory region sequence-specific DNA binding; DNA-binding transcription factor activity, RNA polymerase II-specific. NCBI's taxonomy places the organism in Eukaryota, Metazoa, Mollusca, Cephalopoda, Octopoda, Octopodidae. The transcript has 2 exons. The record is from RefSeq and is a predicted model, not a curated record. Gene Ontology annotation, cellular component: nucleus.